CCCGUGAACUUCCGGGAGUGCAGGCGCUGCGCGCAGCCACCGAGCACCCGCUGAGGUUGCAGCCAUGGACCAAGUGUCGUCUUCCAUGGCCAAGUCAGCCCACGGAGCCAGCCGGUCCGAGGCCCAGGACGCCCAGCACCAGCUCCCCCAACCCACCGGUGUCUUUCAGGUUGCAGAAAAGAUGGAAAAAAGGACAUGUGCACUCUGCCCCAAAGACAUCGAGUAUAGUGUCCUAUACUUUGCACAAUCAGAGAAUAUAGCUGCUCAUGAAAAUUGUUUGCUGUAUUCUUCAGCACUUGUGGAAUGUGAGGAUCAUGAUCCACGUAAUCAAGACAGAAAUUUUGAUGUGGAAUCAGUAAAGAAAGAAAUCCACAGAGGACGGAAGUUGAAAUGUGCAUUUUGUAAUGAAAGAGGAGCCACCGUGGGAUGUGAUUUAAAAGCCUGUAACAAGAGUUACCACUUUUUCUGUGCCAAGAAUGACCACGCAGUUCUACAAACUGAUGGAUCUCGAGGAAUUUAUAAAAUGUUUUGCAAACAACAUGCUCCAUUGAACAACGUUCAUAAUGACCUACUCCCAGGAACGUCUCUGUCUGGUACCUUGCAUCCUCACCACAAUCAGAGGGCCAAACGAGGACGUGGACUGAAAAGAAAAAGAGGAAGGAAGAAAUGUCUCUCAACAGACAUUCAUGUAGAGCCACCUGAAAUGUUGACAUUAGACAGAUUCACAAAACACAUGAAGGAAGAGGAUGGCAGACACACAGAUGCAGCUGCGAAGAUUGAUUUUCUUAAGAAAUGUAAGGAAGUGGGGCUUCUUAAUGAUUUAUUUGAAGAACUAGUAGACAAACUUCAUUUGAUUCAAGAAAGACUCAUGGGUGACACUGCUUCUGAUUCAGACUAUGAAGAAAUCGGGACUUCACUUUUUGACUGUAAAUUGUUUGAAGACACAUUUGUAAAUUUUCAAGCAGCAAUACAGAAGAAAAUCCAUCAAUAUGAAGAAAGGCAGCAGCAACUGAAGGAAGAGAUUGAGGUACUUCAGGUCUUAAACCAAACCAUGUACUUUCUUCAAGAAGAUAGAGACAUGAGGUCAAGUUCUACUUCAGUAUCUUCUGUGUCUUCUAAGGAUUACCAUUUCCUAAACCCAGAAUGAGGCUCAGUUGCAAGCAGGCUGCAAACUGAAGACCUGACCUGUGGAAGCCACACAUCUUUAGAAGUAGGCCUGUCCUGUCUCUCUGGACUUCAAGCUUCAAUCCUCAUCAACUCUUACCUGUUCUUGCUGAUUGACAUUUCAUUUGAUCCUGCCUCCCUCUUAUUAUCAUCUCACUUCUGCUCUCCAAUAAAAUGUUUCUCAGAUUCUACUUGAGUAAACUGGAUCACACCUCCCAUCUCUCCCACCCUCUGCACUGAAAAUCCUCUGGUAGCUUCAUGCUGGUGCAUCCCCCCCUUCCCCCACUCCAGUGAUCUACAUUGAUUCCAGUAACACACAGGGUGCUCCUGGAAGUAAAGGCUCCCCAGGGCCUUUGCACAUCUUGCUGUGAAGCCUUACCUGCUCUUUUACCUUUCUCUGCCUGUUCCUCCUGCAGAUCUCACUAUACCAGUUCUACCACUCAUUUCAUCGGAGUACUUUUCCUUUCCAUCACUUCCCAGUGUAACCCACUGUAUCUUAGGGUACAAGCUCUCUGAGGGCAAAAAUUCACUAUUCCUGUGUUUUGCUCCCAACACAUUCUCAGCACCUAGCAUGCUCAAUAAAUGUUAAAUAAAUGCAUAAACUGUUCUUAUCCUUUGAGACUAGUUCCAGCUUAUAAUGAGAUAUAAUAAAUUUGAAUAUUUUUACUCCACUUGUACCAAA
This is a messenger RNA of Leptonychotes weddellii (Weddell seal), 1846 nucleotides long. It is a transcript of the gene PHF11, whose product is annotated as PHD finger protein 11. The record is from RefSeq and is a predicted model, not a curated record. Gene Ontology annotation, cellular component: nucleus. Lineage: Eukaryota; Metazoa; Chordata; Mammalia; Carnivora; Phocidae.